Molecule: messenger RNA, 6111 nt
Organism: Oryza sativa Japonica Group (Japanese rice)
Lineage: Eukaryota; Viridiplantae; Streptophyta; Magnoliopsida; Poales; Poaceae
Product: mediator of RNA polymerase II transcription subunit 14
Biological process (GO): regulation of transcription by RNA polymerase II
Cellular component (GO): mediator complex; core mediator complex
Molecular function (GO): transcription coregulator activity
Source: RefSeq, a predicted model, not a curated record
CCCUCCCUCCCUCCCGUUGGACACACCGACCCCCAAAUCGGCAAAUCCUAUUCGCUCCGCCGCCGCCGCCGCCGCCGCCGUCGCCGGCGAUCCUCCACCGAGCCGGCCUCUCUCCUCCCUCGCCGGCGGCCUCCUCGAACGACGUUCGUCCCCCACCCUCCGACACACUCUGUCUACACGCGCGCGGCCGCUGAAUCCUCGCGCCUCAUCACCCCGUGCUGGGGGGUGCCACCACUGAGGCGGCGGAGGCGGCGGGGGAGGGGAGGGGGAGGAUCUCCGGUUCCUCCGCCGGCGCAUGCGGUCACUGGUGGUGGGUGGGAUUCAUCGGGCCCCUCUCGCGCGCGGGGUGGAGGGGGGGAAGUGAGGCCGGGCGGCGGGAAACCCUAGCUCCGGGGCGGUUAUGGCGGAGGGGGAGCUGGGGCAGCAGACGGUGGAGCUGGGCGCGGUGGUGCGGCGGGCGGCGGAGGAGUCGUACCUCUCGCUGCGGGAGCUCGUGGAGAAGUCGCAGGACGAGGGCGAGGGGAAGGGUGGCGCCUAUGGCGCGCGGCAGCGGUCCGACUCCGAGAAGAAGAUCGACCUGCUCAAAUUCAUCGCCCGCACCCGCCAGCGCAUGCUCCGCCUCCAUGUCCUUGCCAAAUGGUGCCAACAGGUUCCAUUGGUUAAUUAUUGUCAACAGCUUGGAUCAACUCUCUCCAGCCAUGAAACAUGUUUCACACAAACAGCUGAUUCGCUGUACUUUAUGCAUGAGGGGUUGCAGCAAGCUCGAGCUCCUAUGUUUGACAUCCCUUCUGCUUUAGAAGUCAUGCUUACAGGAAACUAUCAAAGAUUGCCAUUAUGUAUAGAAGAUAUAGGAAGCCAAAAUAAACUUUCUCCGGAUGAAGAGAAGCGUGCUUUACAGAAGUUGAAUGCAAGCGUGCGGUACAAAGUUCUUGUGACUCCAAGACCCAAAGAAGUUUCUAAUGUUUCAGUAGCUGAUGGAAUAGCUGUUUUUCGUGUGGAUGGAGAAUUUAAAGUUCUUCUUACACUUGGUUAUCGUGGCCACUUAGAUUUAUGGAGGAUUUUGCAUUUAGAGGUACUUGUUGGUGACAAAGGCGGGCCUAUUAAGCUAGAAGAGAGGAGGAGAUUUGCACUUGGUGAUGAUAUAGAAAGACGAAUGGCAGUUUCUGAGAAUCCCUUCAUGGUGCUGUAUGCCAUACUUCAUGAGUUGUGCAUCUCACUUGCUAUGGACACUAUCAUUAGGAAGACCAAUGUUCUUCGGCAGGGAAGGUGGAAAGAUGCAAUAAGAUCUGAGCUUGUCUUAGAUAGCACCACAGGGCAAACUGGGAGUGCUCCUCUAAUGCAGCUUGGUCAGGAUGGGGAAUAUGAUUUGAGUGGUUCUAGGAUACCUGGCCUAAAAAUAAAUUACUGGCUUGAUGAAAAAGCUGGUGGCUCAGCAGAAUCUGAUUCAUCACCAUUUAUCAAAAUUGAGGCCAGGCAAGACAUGCAGAUAAAGUGCCAGCAUAGUUCGUUUAUACUUGAUCCUUUGACGGAUAAAGAAGCCAAUCUUUCUCUUGAUCUGUGUUGCAUUGAUGUUGAACAGCUCAUUUUGAGAGCAAUUGCUUCUAAUAGGCACACUCGUCUUCUUGAUAUCCAGAGACAGCUGUCCAAAAAUGUUCAAAUUUCUCAGUCACCAAAAGAUGUUAUCCUCAAACGAGAUGUUGAAAUAGCAAAGGACCCGGUGAAGAAAACAGAGCAAAAGGAUUUUGCAGAUUGUUGUGGAAAUGAGGUGCUUCAAGUGAGGGCCUAUGGUCAAGCAUAUAUUGGUCUUGGAAUAAAUAUCAGGAGCGGUCGUUUCCUCCUCCAGUCGCCGGAAAACAUCUUACCCCCUUCUGCACUGCUAGAUUGUGAAGAAGCUCUAAAUAAAGGGAGUAUUACAGCUACUGAUGUUUUUGCAAGCUUAAGAACCAGGAGCAUCCUCCACCUAUUUGCUGCUACUGGAAGUUUUUUUGGCCUUAAGGUUUAUGAGAAGUCUCAAGGUACUCUAAAGAUUCCAAAGGACAUAUUGCAUGGUUCAGACCUGAUGGUGAUGGGAUUUCCACAGUGUGCAAAUGCCUAUUAUCUAUUGAUGCAACUUGAUAAGGACUUCAGGCCUGUUUUUCAUUUGCUUGAGACACAAUCUGAUGCAAAUGAUAAGACAAACACAAAUGCAUGCACAAAGGAAGCUUUGAGGUUUAAUAAGAUUGAUAUUGGACAGAUACAGAUUAGUAAAAGUGAAUCGAAUACAAAUAUGUUUGAUGCGAAGCUGCAUGCCCUACAGAAUAUAGGGAAUUGUGAUGACGUAAUGGAAAAUAGACUCCCCAUUCAAAGUGGCAUUGAGCCUCUUCCACUGCUGCCUGCUUGUUCACCAUCGUUCUCUUCUGUUGUUGAUGAAGUUUUUGAAUAUGAACACGGGGCUCUUGCUGUUCCAAACCAUUCUUUGCCGCAAACUACUUUGCAGUCUACCUCUCAUCCAGGUUCUCUUUCUGUUGGUUUUCAAGGAGUAGGUACUAGAGCUAAUGCAUCAAUUGAAGGGGCCUCAUCAGCUUACAGUGGAUCAAAAUUUUCUCCCGGGGUUGGUUUGAACAGUUAUUUACCAAGUAAUUUGAGACAUGUACAAAGUACAAACGCCUUUUCCUCAAGCACUGUAACAAAAUCAUCUUCAAUCAAGUUGCCAAGUUCUAAUUCUAAUCAUGAACUGAGCUCAUUGAGCUCUCCAACUGAACAUGUGAUUGCUGAUGGAAGUAAAUCACUUCAGCUCGUCCCUGCAAGCAAGAUUAAUGGAUCAAUCAACCUUAUCACUAUGGGCUCUGAUGGUGCAUCUAGAAAGCGUUCUAUUUCAGAUUUAUUUCUGAACCUCCCUUCAUUGCAAGGAUUGAAACCCAGUAGCCCAAGGAAGCGAAGAAGAAUAUCAGAAUCAAUGGAGAGUUGGUCUCCUUUGCAAGCAUAUUCAUCAGACUCACAAUCAAGAACAAGCCUCACCUACGGAAAUAUUCUGGCUGAAAGAAAUAAUUGUGUCCCAGCAACUACAUAUGCUUCGGUGCUACUACAUGUCAUAAGACACUGUUCAUUGUCCAUUAAACAUGCUCAAAUAACUGCCCAGAUGGAUUCUCUUGCCAUUCCAUAUGUUGAAGAAGUGGGCUUACGAUCACCAUCCUCUAAUCUUUGGCUAAGGUUACCUUUUGCUCGGGAUGAUUCUUGGAAACACAUAUGCUUACGCCUCGGCAAGGCUGGAAGUAUGUCUUGGGAUGUUAGGAUAAACGAUCCACAUUUUAGGGAACUCUGGGAGCUAAGUACAGGAAGCACCACAACCUCAUGGGGUGUUGGUGUUCGUGUCGCAAACACCUCUGAGAUGGAUUCGCAUAUCUCUUUUGAUGCAGAAGGUGUUAUUUUAACUUACAGCAAUGUUGAACCAGACAGUGUUCAGAAGCUUGUGUCAGAUCUACGAAGGCUUGCAAAUGCCCGUUCAUUUGCCCGUGGAAUGAGGAGAUUGAUUGGUGUCAAACUUAAUGACAAGCUAGAUGAUGAUCAGACAUCUACGGAUAUAAAGUCGCAGCCUGUUAAUAAGGGUAAUAGUGAUGCUGCAGACAGGCUAUCUGAACAAAUGAGAAAGACUUUCAGGAUUGAAGCUGUUGGCUUAAUGAGCUUGUGGUUCAGUUAUGGCACAAUGCCUAUGGUACACUUUGUUGUUGAGUGGGAAAGUGCUAAGGGAGGCUGCACAAUGCAUGUUUCUCCUGAUCAGCUUUGGCCACACACAAAGUUUUUGGAGGAUUUCGUGAACGGUGGUGAGGUAGCAUCCUUCCUGGACUGCAUUCGGCUGACAGCAGGGCCUUUGCUUGCCCUUGGGGGUGCAAUUCGUCCAGCAAGAAUGCCUGUAACGGUUUCUUCUGGAUACAACUCCAUGCCAAAGCAGAUGAACAACAUCCCCACCCAGGGACCAUUAGCAAAUGGUUCAUCAUCAACAACCAUGCAUCACGCACCUUCCCCCGCAAAUGUUGCUGCCACCCAUUUGGGAAGUCAUAAUCUCCACACUGCUGCGAUGCUUUCCGCUGCUGGACGGGGUGGGCCUGGACUUGUUCCUAGUUCUUUGCUGCCCUUUGAUGUUUCUGUUGUGCUCCGUGGGCCAUACUGGAUACGCAUUAUAUAUCGGAAGAAAUUUUCUGUUGACAUGCGCUGUUUCGCUGGGGAUCAGGUUUGGCUACAACCAGCAACUCCUCCUAAAGGAGGACCUCUGGUUGGUGGAUCGUUGCCGUGCCCACAAUUUCGACCAUUCAUAAUGGAACAUGUUGCUCAGGGUCUAAAUGCUCUUGAACCCAGUUUCAUGAAUGCUACACAGGCCGGUGCGCAUUUAAAUAGCAGUGCUGGAACUCUGCAACCUGCACCCAAUGCAAAUCGUGUAAACGCGACUCAAGGUAUUGGUAUGUCCAGGCCUGCUUCUGGAGUUGCUAACCAUGUAGCAGCCAAUUUGAGUCGAGCAGGUAAUGCCAUGUUGGCCUCUUCAGGACUUGCUUCAGGGAUUGGUGGGGCCUCUGUGCGACUAACAUCUGGAGCUAACCUCCCUGUUCAUGUGAAAGGAGAGCUGAAUACAGCUUUCAUUGGGCUUGGGGAUGAUGGUGGCUACGGUGGUGGUUGGGUUCCUUUGGCAGCUCUCAAGAAGGUUUUAAGAGGGAUCCUCAAGUACCUUGGAGUUCUAUGGUUGUUUGCACAAUUGCCUGAACUUCUGAAAGAGAUACUGGGGUCGAUUUUGAAGGAAAAUGAGGGUGCUCUCUUGAAUUUGGAUCAAGAGCAACCUGCACUCCGGUUCUAUGUGGGAGGUUAUGUAUUUGCAGUUAGUGUUCAUCGGGUUCAAUUGCUUCUACAAGUUUUAAGCGUCAAGCGAUUCCAUCACCAGCAACAGCAGCAGCAAGCUCAGAACAGUGCACAGGAAGAGCUAGCUCCACCUGAAAUCAACGAGAUAUGUGAUUAUUUCAGCAGGCGUGUUGCCUCUGAACCAUAUGAUGCUUCCAGAGUUGCUUCAUUUAUCACUUUGCUUACACUACCGAUUUCAGUGCUGCGAGAAUUUUUAAAACUAAUUGCUUGGAAGAAAGGUUUCUCCCAGGCUCAUGGGGACAUGGCCACUGCUCAGAGAGCCCGGAUUGAGAUUUGUCUGGAAAAUCAUUCAGGGUCAGUUUCAGAUGAUAUCACAGAAAGCACUUUGGCUAAGAGCAAUGUUAAGUAUGAUAGAGCCCACAGUUCUCUAGAGUUUGCUCUGACCUUUGUACUUGAUCAUGCUCUCAUUCCUCAUAUGAAUGUAGCUGGCGGAGCUGCCUGGCUUCCGUAUUGUGUAUCCGUACGACUAAAGUAUUCUUUUGGGGAAAGCAACCAUAUAGCAUACCUUGCAAUGGACGGUAGCCAUGGUGGCAGAGCUUGCUGGUUGCAAUACGAGGACUGGGAAAGAUGUAAGCAGAAGGUCGCCAGGGCAGUGGAGACUGUGAAUGGCUCUGUUGCGGUUGGAGAAUCAGGCCAAGGAAGAUUGCGAAUGGUCGCCGAGAUGAUCCAAAAGCAACUUCAGCUCUGUCUUCAGCAGCUGAGAGAUGGUCCUCUUUCUGCUGGCUCAACUGCAUCAUGAGCAGACAAGUCUGUUGGGGGAAUUUAGUGGCCAGGUUAGAGAAUUUUGUCGCAACAGUUUGUCUCAUUGAGUGCUGGGGAUAGUCUCAGCGCCAAAGGCUCUUAUUGUUAUGAAUGUUUUGUACAGUAAAGGUGUGAAGCCCUUGUGUUGCUUAACCUAGCCCCUUCCUGUAACAUAGAAAAUGUGGGUAAUAAUGCACCUAGGUGUGGUUGCUCAUGGACUUCAGCAGUGCAAAUUCAGCAUAGAUCUGUCCAUACAGAAUUUGUUAUUCCUUUUAUCAGAAGGGAGCUGGUGUUUUUGUUGCUGUUAAUUUAGACAUUUUAUCAGGUUUGAGCAGUGUAGUGUACAUUAUAUAUAAUAUACUGGACUUGGACUAGCAUUCUGUUUGUAAAAUUAGUACUCCCAGUAAAACUAGGCUUUUUGUGCUGUAUACUAAUUCUUCUUUUUUGUGUUGUCUGGCGUAAUAAAGAAUUCACUUCAUUGUUUCA